AUGGACUCUACCAUCCCAUCUUCGCAGACCAUAAAACAGAUUGGACUUGCUCGGGUGAUUAUAGGGUUACUAUUAAGUUAUUUCUCUGUCAGAUGCCUACGUUCUCCCCGAAUACUAGAGCAGCAGUGGCAAAUGGUUUGUGGGUUUUGUUGCGGAGACCUUUCCCAUGAAUUUGAUACUGUGUCUACGUCGGAUCAUGUUGCUCACUAG
This is a messenger RNA of Penicillium digitatum Pd1, 210 nucleotides long. The record is from RefSeq and is a predicted model, not a curated record. NCBI's taxonomy places the organism in Eukaryota, Fungi, Ascomycota, Eurotiomycetes, Eurotiales, Aspergillaceae.